Messenger RNA from Dovyalis caffra, 318 nucleotides. The record is from the annotation of a GenBank genome assembly. NCBI's taxonomy places the organism in Eukaryota, Viridiplantae, Streptophyta, Magnoliopsida, Malpighiales, Salicaceae.
AUGGGUUAUGUUUCUUCAUCAACUGCGUUGGCAGAAAAGAUUUCUUGGUACUGUGCUUUGUUGAUGGCACUGAUGCUGGUUUUGAGCUGCUGUGAAGUGAGUGAAACCGAGUUGGCCAUGAUUGGGCACCCAAAGUUCUUUGAGAACAAGCCAUGCGAUGAGAUUUAUGUGGUUCGAGAAGGUGAGACUUUACAUACCAUUAGUGAAAAAUGUGGGGAUCCUUAUAUCGUUGAGGAAAAUCCACACAUUCAUGACCCAGAUGAUGUUUUCCCUGGCCUGGUCAUCAAGAUUACCCCUUUCAUCGAUAGAUACAAGUGA